GUUCCACUUGGUUCGGAGGAUGAAUUGCAGGAAAAAGUGGAGCCCCGAAAUAGAAGAGCCUCCUGCACCAGGCGAAGGAAGGACAUAGAUGAGGCAAGAUGGAGCAGAGCACGAAUACUGAGAAAGCAACGGGGUCGGGCAUGCACUCGGUGUCGCCGAAGGAAGCUGUAAUUCCAAUCUCUGCUAGCAAGCGGGAAGAUGGUGCCUCAUCAUCGAUAUUGCGGGAUGGUGACACCGGCUCAGACGAGGUCCAGGACACAAAGAGGAACAAUCCAUGCCAAAAGCUAGCUGCAAGUGAGCGAUCGAAAUCGUUUCCAGUAUUAAUAAGCGAGGAGACAUGUAGCCAGUACAAGGCUCGCGCAAUCGUUUCUGUUGCUUAUUUCUGUGGCUCGCUGAUGGCAGGACUCACGCCACGCGUGCUCGCCAAAAUGUGGGAUUGGGUUUCGAGAGCAGAUGAUGAGCCCCCUGGUGCACUGGAUAGGUUAGGGGAUUGCAUGUGCUGAGAUUGUGCAAAAAAAAGUUGUUGAUGUGUUGAAAAGCUUAACUUGAAAUUCUAUGAAGAUUGCAGCAGCCUCGUCGUACGAGGAUGCAGCAGCUGCCUUUUCGGGAUAGCAGAGUAGUGAAGAAGUUAGUGCAGAUGAUCGCUCGUGAUGUUCGGUAAAUAGUCGCAGCAUUGCCAUCGUGUUGUGUUUGUUUAAACUUGAAAAAUGUUGGUGUAAUU
Molecule: messenger RNA, 721 nt
Organism: Amoebophrya sp. A25
Lineage: Eukaryota; Dinophyceae; Syndiniales; Amoebophryaceae
Source: the annotation of a GenBank genome assembly